CAUCCUCUUCCCUCUCAGCGGCCAACCGUCCUGUCCUCCACCUCGCCCACGCCCAGGGGAGGGCCGCUACCGUGCGCUAGCUCCGCUAACAUGACUGUGACUCCUGCUCCUCCUCUUGCCAUCCACUAGCCUUUUCCUUCGAGUCCACCGACCCUUACCGCUCUCUCGAGUCUACGAAAAACUCGAAGAAAACCACCAUGGACUCUCGCCAGCCGCACCCCCUCGCACGACCGCCCGAGCGCACUCUAAUCCACAAUCCAAACCACCAGUCGCCUUCGCAGCCCCCGCACACGCAGCCCUUUCCCGGCUAUGCUCCCGCGACCUCGCAACCGCAGCCGCCCGUCCACGUUCCUUUCACCGCCGACCCAUACCCCACCUCCCGCCGCGAUCCAUUCCUGCCCCCGGCCUCGCAGCAUGUGCGACGAAGCAGCUACGGCGUUCCUGGCGCGGAGGGCACAGCUCAGGGAGACAGACACGGUGCUUGGGGGAACAUAGGUACGCUACGCGGCUGUGGCCCUCAUUCUAGAACCCUCACUGCGGUGCAACACGAGAGCGAUGUUGUCUUGGAUGUGGCAGCAUGUCUAAGACACCUGCACGGCUCACGUGGGCCUGCAAAGGGAUGCGGACGAAGCGAGACAGCUGGAUCUGAGGACUCGGGCCGGCGGGCGUCGCUACCUCACACUCUGUCGCAAACGUGCGGAGAAGUUGACGCAAGAAGCUCAAGAAGGACGGGGAGCGGCUGAUCUCGCCAGGUCUCCGCAAACUCGCGCUGUGGUAGAGCUGCGUUGACGUGAGUAGCGCGCCCGUUGGCCCAGCCAUCCACGACCGGCAUCUCUGUGGCCUUGGCCCGCUCUCGUUCCUGCACGCCUUUCCUCGACCACAUUGCAUCCACAGCGCAGCCGGGUGCAUGGGUGCGUUCGGAUUCGCAUCAUCGCAUUUCUGUCCACCCGCACGGCUGGCACGCUAAGCGACGCUCUAACUGCAUUUGAACUUUACUGACGAUCAACCGCUAGCCAUCGCGCAUGCGUCCCAUCUCC
Messenger RNA from Trematosphaeria pertusa, 1037 nucleotides. RefSeq lists its product as uncharacterized. The transcript has a single exon. Bases 198 to 743 code for a protein of 181 amino acids. The record is from RefSeq and is a predicted model, not a curated record. NCBI's taxonomy places the organism in Eukaryota, Fungi, Ascomycota, Dothideomycetes, Pleosporales, Trematosphaeriaceae.